Messenger RNA from Solea senegalensis (Senegalese sole), 3217 nucleotides. Its product is annotated as flotillin-2. Lineage: Eukaryota; Metazoa; Chordata; Actinopteri; Pleuronectiformes; Soleidae. The coding region runs from base 430 to 1710 and encodes 426 amino acids. Gene Ontology annotation, cellular component: plasma membrane. Gene Ontology annotation, biological process: protein localization to plasma membrane; regulation of myoblast differentiation. The record is from RefSeq and is a predicted model, not a curated record. The transcript has 11 exons.
UAUUUAGAAGGUUGCCCUUUGCAGGUCAUGAAGUUUUGUUAAGACUGGACCUGUAAGCCAAGUGUAGUUUAUUUUUUAUGCAUGAGUAAGAACAUCUAGUAAAUGACGUUGCGUCACUCGGCACCAUGUUUGAACCACAGUAAAGUGUAGUCUUACAUUUAGGUGUCGACCCAGUGAAAAGUAAUCACAUUGAGGAAAUUUCUGCAACGGUAAACCCCGUGUUGACAUAUGACGUCACCGGGUGACGGCAGGCGGGGCUGUUGUUGUUGCUGUCGUCCGUCACUCGGGAAGCUCCGCCACCGACUCGCUCGCAUCCUCGGUCAAACUCGGUUAAUCUUCGGAUAAAUCACAAAUCUGAUUCACCAGCUCCGUGAAGGAUCAAAUUUCCCACUGUUAGUUUUUCUCUGUUCGCUACUGCGUCCACUCACCAUGGGGAACUGUUUGACUGUGGGUCCUAACGAGGCUCUGGUGGUCUCCGGUGGCUGCUGUGGAUCUGAUAAUAAGACCUAUAUGGUGGGAGGCUGGGCCUGGGCUUGGUGGCUCAUCUCUGACACUAAAAGGAUAAGCCUGGAGCUCAUGACUCUGCAGCCCCGAUGUGAGGACGUGGAGACAGCAGAGGGAGUAGCGAUCACUGUUACAGGAGUGGCUCAGAUAAAAGUCAUGACAGAGCAGGACUUACUGGCAGUAGCUUGUGAGCAGUUUCUGGGUAAAUCAGUGAUCGAAAUCAAAGCUGUGGUUCUUCAGACUUUGGAGGGACAUCUGCGCUCCAUUUUAGGGACCCUGACUGUAGAGCAGAUCUAUCAGGACAGGGACCAGUUUGCUAAACUGGUGAGGGAGGUGGCAGCUCCAGAUGUGGGCAGGAUGGGCAUCGAGAUUCUCAGCUUCACCAUUAAGGACGUGUAUGAUAAACUGGAUUACCUGAGCUCUCUCGGGAAGACUCAGACUGCUGCUGUCCACAGGGAUGCAGACAUCGGCGUGGCGGAGGCAGAGAGGGAUGCUGGGAUAAGGGAGGCAGAAUGUAAGAAGGAGAUGAUGGACAUCAAAUUCCAGGCAGACACCAAGAUGGCUGAUUCCAAACGAGAGCUUGAGCUGCAGAAAGCUGCGUUCAACCAGGAGGUCAACACGAAGAAAGCAGAGGCUCAGUUGGCCUACGAGCUGCAGGCAGCCAAGGAGCAGCAAAAGAUUCGUCUGGAGGAGAUUGAGAUCCAAGUAGUGCAGAGGAAGAAAGAAAUCACCAUUGAAGAGAAGGAGAUUGAUCGCACAGACAAGGAGCUCAUUGCUAUCGUGAAGAGGCCUGCUGAGGCUGAGGCCUACAAAAUGCAGCAGCUGGCUGAGGGUUACAAGAUGCAGACAGUGCUGAUAGCUCAGGCAGAGGCAGAGAAGAUCAAGAAGAUUGGUGAGGCAGAGGCUUCUUCUAUUGAAGCGAUUGGAAAAGCAGAGGCUGAGAAGAUGAGGCUGAAGGCGGAGGCGUACCAGCAAUACGGAGACGCAGCAAAGACUGCCAUUGUCCUCGAGGCCCUGCCUAAGAUUGCAGCCAAGGUGGCAGCACCGUUGUCCAAGACCAAUGAGAUUGUUAUCCUGAGUGGGGAAAACCACCGUGUGACAGGAGAGGUAAACCGCCUCUUGGCUGAACUCCCUGUGUCUGUCAGUGCUCUCACUGGAGUGGAUUUGUCAAAGAUCCCAUUGCUGCAGAAGAUGACCAGCACUUAAGCCUGAAAGCAGAUUACUCCAAAUGACUCCAGUGUCUGUCGUAUGCACUCUCAGAGACUGCCUUUAAUACACUUGAAAUAUGUUGUUUUAUACGAAUAUACUGGAAACCAAGUGAAUUUUGGAAACCUCUGGUGCCUUACUUUAUACAGGACCAGAAAAUCUGCAUGCACUGCUGCUCAUUCAAAGAAUAUUUAUUUAGUUUUCACAUGGGAACAUGUUGUGUUGUUUUUCUUUGUUUUUUUUAUUUGACUAUCAUAUUAAUGUAUAUCAGCCUGUUUGUAUGAACAAUGAAGAGGAGAGCUGAUAGUAGAGAGGUGUGAUGACUGACUUACCUGCUGACUUCACCCAGGUUACAUGUGUGAUACCAUGUGAUCUGACAGCUGCUGCUGUCAGAUCAAAGCAGUCCAUUGAUGAGCGCCUGGGGGCUCAGCCUAAAACAAGAACAUGGGUCAUUGGGUCAUAGGACCAUAGUGGAGAAGUUGAAGAGGUCUUGGACAGUGGUUUUCGUGGCAGAGGCCUCUUAGAUGCUUUCCUGAGAUCACAUCUCUUGGCUGGCUUGGGAAAAACCUCUGUAUCCCCUAGAGGACUUUGUCUCUGGGCUUCCCCACUGAGACAGCAAAUGUUAUUCAGGUUAUUUUUUGUCUCAGUGAUUUAUUUUUACAAUGUGACAAAGGUGCUCACAAUCAUAACAUAAGCCCUUUCAUUUAAUUGUUUUUAUCUUUGCAAAGAUAAUGAAUAAAAGUACUGUUGGGUACAUGUAUGAAGUCAAAUAUCAACGGUACUCAACCCGACAAAAGACAAAUGCCAAGUAGUAUAAAGGUUAUCUUUAAAUAUUUAUUUUACCACAAGGAAGGACUUGGGAUUCUGUAGAAUUUGUCUGACUUUUGUGUUUGAUUUCCUACUAUAUUUGUAAAUGGUAAGCCAUGUUUAAACUUGUAAACAUUUCACAGAAACACACUUUGUGUUUUGUGUGUGGGUCUCUCACUGGUGUGUGUGUCAGUGCACAGGAGCUGAUGCUCAGUUACAGUCAAAGAUGUAGUGAUGACGUUUUAUCCACAUUCACCUCUGAACUCACCUCCACUCAACCCAAAUCCUCCAGACACUGAGAUUUCCUUUGAAACUCAUCUAAAUGUUGUAGUUUUACAUUUUAGAAUACAAAAUGCCACAGGAGCAGAGGACUGUUAUGGUUGUUAAUAUUAUUUUGUAGCUGUUGUUCAUUCUCAGUCGGUUUCUGUUUGUAACAUUUGUUACGGGUUUAGUGACUUGACAAAUACUGUGAUCGUAUUGAUUUGUUUUUUUUUGACAGGCAGACAUUUGAACUUUAGAUGUGUUCAAAGUAUACACUUUAUUCUGUCUUUGUGAAAUUAUUUGAUAUAUUUAUAACGUUAUUUGCAACAUGUGUCUCAAAUGGCCAUGAGUUCCUGUAUGCUCUUGCUGCAUGUCAUCCAUCUGUACUCAAAAUGAUCAGUUCUAUGCUAAAUGUCACUCUAAUAAAACAAAUAAUUUA